AUGGGAGUCGUGUCGCCUGAAAUGUCGACGGCAGUAGACAGGUUUGUUUUUCGUAGAAGCAAAAAGUUUACCAAUCCGGUUUUUAUCCAUAAUAUGUGUGCUUUCGUUUGGCGACCGCAUUAACGAAAUGACAAUGAAUGAAUCAUUUUUGUACAUUGUACAUGUUCCAAAUGGUUCAUCGAUAUCAAGAAAAGCCAAUUUGUUUCUUAUAAAUAGGCCAGAAAUCAAUCGUAGCGGCUAAGGUAUUUUCACUAAAUUUUUUUCAAGCUCCAAUAUUUCGGUCCAGACUUGAGGCUUGCUCGAACAAACACAGCAAUACCAAUCCGUUCAAUACAAAAUGUAGACUGCAGACAAACACAGCAAUACCAAUCCGUUCAAUACAAAAUGCAGACGAGGUACAAAACGCAGACUGAGAAUUCAUACUGAUUUUUGUCUGAUACGUGUAACAUGUCAUCUCACAACUUACCGAGCGUCACGCAAUCGCUUUUUCCACGAUUAUCUUUCACGAUUAUUUGCACUAUUGUGGAAUAUUCCUCGGCCGUUUCUUGAUCACAAUCGUUCUUAAUAUAAUUUCAAGCCUCCAUAUAGUCUUCUCACUUUGUGCGCGAGUUGGUUGGUGUGAUGUUUGUACAGAUUUUACCGACUUAAUAAAAGUAAAUGAAGAUGUAGAUGUAAAUGAAUGUCACUAUUGAAUAUUUCACAUGUGCAAUAUCCAAGAAACAAUUGACAGCUUUGCACGUGGUCCGUAAGUUUCAUCUCCUUAACCGAUAUGUGUUCAUUUUAUUGACAAAAAUGCGGACCGAGAUCAAAAUUGUUCCUUCCACUUGAUAAAUUUUCAACGUUCAGGGGUAUAUACUCAUUGAUUUUCACGUAUGUGCCGUAUAAUUACUUUUCAAUACUUAGCGUAUGAUUCAAACCACCCUCAAUCAGUAAAACGCGGUAUUGUUAAGUGCCUUUGCUAGCGCGCCAAACGUCUCGUAACAAACCCUCCGUCAUCUCCGAGGAGAAAAAACAUCUGUCAUCCGAUCUGGUUUCUAAUGCUUAUCCUUUUUCUUUCUUGCAGAAACUUACCAAGAUCGGAAAACCAAACAACAAUGCCGAACCCGCCAACGAGUUCAAAGCUACUGCGGUUUUACCUUAUGUCAAAGGUCUGUCCGAACAGCUUCGCCGUUGCCUACAACAACAAGGCGUACGCGCUGUCUUCAAGUCGGAGACUAAGCUAAGAUCUCAGUUAAUACGGCCAAAAGACGCUGUCGACCCGGCUAAACAAGAUGGCGUAGUUAACAGGAUUCCCUGUGAAUGCGGAAAGGUGGAUCGGAGAGACUGGAAGACCUAUGCAAGACAGACCUAUGCAAGACAGAAUUUAGGAGCACGAUCGAGAAAUACGACUCAGCCGUACCAAAACUUCCGCCAUUUCAGAGCAUGCCCACAACACCGGACACAAGCCACUCUGGAACGAAGUUAA
Messenger RNA from Pocillopora meandrina, 1465 nucleotides. NCBI's taxonomy places the organism in Eukaryota, Metazoa, Cnidaria, Anthozoa, Scleractinia, Pocilloporidae. The record is from the annotation of a GenBank genome assembly.